AUGAAUUGGGAGGUGAUUGCCCGCAUCAGCGGGCUAUGGGAUUCUAAGAAUGUCAACAAUGACAUCCUGAGUGUGGAUAUGCUUCUUUUGGAUGUAGAGAAUAUGUUUAAGGAGGAAAAGAUUGUCCCUUCAGAGGUAACUAAAAGUUUCGCCAAGAACCAAUGUAAGAAAAUAGCAGUAGAAAAUUCCUUAUUGACGGUGUCUCCCAUGAUGAGGAGAAUCGUGCGGCGUAUAAAGCUGUUGUAUAUUUUGUGGUGGUGUUGUGAGGAGGAGUUGUUGGUAGUUGGUUUAACUCAGUUGUGGCAAAGACGGAAAAUAAAGUGUUGCUUGGGUCUUUGUUCUUACUGCUUACAAUUUCUCAUUCAAGUCCAAGUCAUAACAGCCCAAAAACUCUCUCUUCUAGUCUUCUACGUGACUUCAGCUUUCAAUCGCCGAUCGCUUGAAACCGUAAAAUUCGCAUAUGUAUGUCCUUCGCUUGUUGCUGCAACCGAUUGCUUUGGGGAGUACAAAAAGACUGAGGCGCUGGUGAUUUCGACUCGGUUCUUUGCUAUUCUGAGUAUUCUCUGCUAUUCGAUUGUUCUAUUCUUUGCUGUCGCUUGUUCUACUCUGUGCUGGAGCUAUUCUGUAUUCUCUUCAUUGGUUCUAGAGGUGUUCCUGUUCGUUGCUUGUUCUAGUCUGCUGGUCGACUCAGGUUGGAUGGCUCAGUUUAGCGUACAACUUGACUUUCCGUCUGAGAAUUUUAAUGCCGCUACGAAAGAUAAGAUUAGGAAACAUAUAUAUAACUUGCAACAACACACGGCAAACAGGGUGUUCCAUAUUCAAAGGUUUACAACAAAGAACGAUGCAGAUAUGAUACGCAGUGUGGUGGAAACAAAACUUGGCGAGCUGGCACCGGAGAUUCUACCACCUGUAGAAGGGGCUAAUAUAACUUUUGGAAGUAUGAAUGUUGAAGCGAUCAACUAUUGGUAUCUUGUUAUUGUUGCACCGACAUCUUGUAAAAAACUGGAUGAUUUAGAACUCUUUGAGAAAUAUCAAGAUAUGCCUAUAUUCGUAAGCAGUGGAUACCAAGAUUGCAUAAUGGAUAUAAUUACUGCCGUUUCACUGUUGAUGAAGACACCAGUACGUUGCCGCCUAAAACGUGAAAAGAUUGUUAUGUACAGUGAAGAUGAUUUAUGUGCUGCCAAGUUCGUAGCAUUCGAUUUGCAAGAUGACGAGAAUUGUGAGGACAAAGAUGAUGUGUGCAGCAAUUUGAAGAAUCUUUUCAAUGAUAUUAAUGUCAACUCCGACAUUUCUGGUUCUCUGAGUCGGGAGUUUGCCGCAUUUUUUGAUUUUCUAGAAGGAAAGAGCUUUAAUAUGGAGAAUCUUGGGAAUGUAAGGAAUAACGUUAUAUUCUGGUCAAAAGAAAAACGACGCAAUUUUAUGACUUAUCUUUGUGAUUACAUCACCUGUCUUGAUUGUACCACCUCUCAAUAUGAAAAUAUAUUUUCGAAAGAGACUGAAGAUGCUUUUGGAUACAAUCGGGAUUGGAAGGCGCGAUUUCUUAAUCAUCCUGAAAUGUGUAAGGUGCACAAGGCACUUGAAGAUUCUUAUGUUGCUGAGAAUUUCUCCUAUUCGGGAUUGCGAGGGGUUUAUGAACAUGGUUACGAGAGCGAUGAUCUUAUGAUGAAACGAUGUCUCAUACGGAUUAGGGACCUAUACGAGCAUCGUUUGCAAUUGAAACUAUUAUACUUGCAUAAUAUCCAGUUGAACAACAUUGAUCUUUACACGGAUGCAGAUCUUGUGGGUAUAAUCCACUUUUUAUUUCCACUCCACAUUGAUUCGUUCGCUAGAGCUAUAAGGGCAAUGAAUUGGCAAACUUGGAUGAUGCCAUUUGAAAUUCCAUAGAGAAUGUCUUUACAACGAUGCUAAACAAAGCUU
Tripterygium wilfordii is the source of this 1917-nucleotide messenger RNA. RefSeq lists its product as uncharacterized. NCBI's taxonomy places the organism in Eukaryota, Viridiplantae, Streptophyta, Magnoliopsida, Celastrales, Celastraceae. The transcript has 10 exons. Bases 1 to 1884 code for a protein of 627 amino acids. The record is from RefSeq and is a predicted model, not a curated record.